Molecule: messenger RNA, 1390 nt
Organism: Thalassophryne amazonica
Lineage: Eukaryota; Metazoa; Chordata; Actinopteri; Batrachoidiformes; Batrachoididae
Gene: gpr141
Product: probable G-protein coupled receptor 141
Exons: 2
Coding region: 250-1182 (310 amino acids)
Biological process (GO): G protein-coupled receptor signaling pathway
Cellular component (GO): membrane
Molecular function (GO): G protein-coupled receptor activity; oxysterol binding
Source: RefSeq, a predicted model, not a curated record
GGAGGAGGAAGCAGUCAGCUCUGUGGUUUGACGUGCAGUACCUCCUUUUUCUCACACAAUGCAAACGAGAUGGCAGAUGUGCGUAACGGACAUUGCUCAAUUUCUUUAACUUGAGAGAACUAACUGUGUUAUUUCAAAUGCUCACAAAACCCUGAGGCUUGGCGGCCAGGUAAAUAUUUACAUCACUGCCUAAAUUCUGCACACGAAGACUUGAAAGACAGUUUUUCCUUUGACUUUAAGAUUGCUUCCAUGGCGACCCAGGGCACACCCCCCAUGAUGUCCAGCAUCUUACCCAUCACCAAAAAUGCAGAGGCUCCAGAUCGGUUCUCCACAGUUUUGGUCGCUGUCUACGCAGUGGUUCUGCUAUGCGGUACCAUCAGCCUGGCCCUGAUGAUCAACAUCAUCAGAGCCAACACCAGAUCCAUCACCUCCAUCACUGUGCUCAACCUCAUCUUUACUCACUUCCUCUUCCUGCUCACCGUGCCCUUCAGGAUUUACUACUAUGCCGCUCACCGCUGGGACCUGAACAUCGGCUGGUGUAAAAUCAUCAGCAGCAUGAUCCACAUCCACAUGUACAUGUCUUUUAUAUUCUACGUCAUCAUCCUGAUCUCACGCCUGUUAACGUUCCACUACAAAGCCGAGCAGGUGGCAGUCUGCCGGAGGCUGCACACGCUGCUGAUCAGCUCUCUGGUGUGGGUGCUGGUGCUUGUUAUGGUUCCUUGGAUCCUGUAUUUUCACUACGGUAAACACAUUGAGGAAGUCAACGCUGUGAACAACAACACCAAUGGAACCACAGUUCCUCAAGUUUGCUUCAAGUUUGGAAAAAACAUCACAAGCACAGCCAUGGUGUUGAACUACAUCAUCAGCGUGAUAAUCGUCGUGGCGACCACCGUCCUGACAGUCCUCCAAGCCAGAGUGCUGCUGGUGGUCUACAGGAAACACGGUGACGGAUGCAUGUCGCAGCAGGAUUUCUUAGCCCAGCUGAAGAGCCUGUGCUUCGCCCUCAUCAUGGUGGUCUGCUUCAUUCCCUACCACAUGUUCAGGCUGUAUUACAUAAGUCACCACGAACUGCAGGAUGUCAACGAGGUCUUUCUCAGUCUGACCACUUUUACCUGUUUGGACAUGCUCACUUUCCUCGGGAGGGGAUCCUACUGUGUGUGCUUGAGAGGAACAGCUGCAUGAAACCUCUGGUAAGACCUGUGCGAUGAUUGAGACAGCGCAAGACAAGGUGGAGUUUUCACACAACAGCAACAAUUUCAAGAACAAGAAAUCUAUUCUGGAACUCUGGAAUCAUUUUGGUACUAAGCAAUAUACGAGGUCUGUGAGAAAAGAAUCCGACCUUUUUAUUUUAUGCAAAAAAUAUAUGGAUUUGAUUCAUAUGUUUUUACGU